GGUGCCUUCGCCUACAGAGAUGGACCGAUUUCGAUGGCGUUUCGACUCGGCGGCUUCGAUGGUGUUCCAUACUAAAACUGGGCUGCCUCUGACUUCUAGUCCGGCGCCUCUGAGAAGAGGAAACAAUUGCUUCGAUUUUGAUGACUCUAUAAAUGGAAUCUCUGGGAUUAAAAGCGCGCUGUUCCACCCGAUCUCCCCGUGUCCCCGUCAGCGCCCCCGCGCCGGCGCCCCCGCCCCCGCGCCCCCGCCCCCGCGCGCGCGCGCGCAGCCCGGCGCCGGCGCCGGGGAAGGAGCCCGCCACGCCCAAGCUGAGGAUCGGGCCUAGCGCUGGACUGCUGGGCAGCUUCGAAGAAUCCGCCCUAAAAGGCCGCUUGGAGCCAGUUGCUACAGUCCACGGGUUCACCGCCGAAAUCGGGGCGAGUGGGGCCUUCUGUCCGCCGCACAAGCGUUUACCCGUCACCGUGUUCUUUUAUGCCCCGGGCGGGACCAACGCACCUUACAUGGGCCAUAUAAACCUCGGUCCAUCAGGUUACCGCGUGCCCCGCUCGGGCACCAUACAAGUCUCCCUCUUCAACCCGCACGGCACCCUAGUCAAGAUGUUCGUGGUCCUGUACGAGCUGACGGGCAUGCCGCCGCUGGCGAGGACCUUCCUCCGGCAGCGCACCUUGUAUAUGCCGGCGAGGGCGCCCGCGCCGAAGCCUUCCACUAGGCACAAGUGGCUGCGCUACCUCAUACACCUCAGAUUCAUGACCUCAAAAUCAGGAAAACUCUACCUCCACACAGACAUACGUAUCAUAGUCUCCCGAAAAGCCGACCUCGACACGGCCACAGCUCAUUCUACCAUCUUCCGGACCAUACCGGACGAACCGACCAAUGAGGAGCCAGAGAUUUCCACCAAUGACAAGCGAGAGAUUUCCACCAAUGAGGGCGCGAUCUCAAUCGAUAGGACCCCCAAUAGAGUGUUCGGGGGUUGCAGCGAGUUUGACUCAGAACUUAGAAAUGAUAUAAGGGAAUUGGGACACGAAAAUCAAAAUGGUGUCUCGUAUGAGCUCAGAAGCUUCACUUACGCCCCUGAGAACCCUAGGUUUUCGCCCCGAUAGUAUUGGGGCAAGAUAUUUUAUCUGUUAUUUAGUGCCUGUGGUAAAUAUUGAUCCGAAUGUGUUAAUAUGUAUGGAGUAAUGAGAAAAUAUAUUUUUUGGUUUUUAUAA
Messenger RNA from Leguminivora glycinivorella, 1208 nucleotides. RefSeq names its product protein FAM214A (gene atos). Bases 153 to 1100 code for a protein of 315 amino acids. Lineage: Eukaryota; Metazoa; Arthropoda; Insecta; Lepidoptera; Tortricidae. The transcript is spliced from 5 exons. The record is from RefSeq and is a predicted model, not a curated record.